Molecule: messenger RNA, 2345 nt
Organism: Calliphora vicina (urban bluebottle blowfly)
Lineage: Eukaryota; Metazoa; Arthropoda; Insecta; Diptera; Calliphoridae
Gene: Ku80
Product: Ku80
Exons: 6
Coding region: 103-2283 (726 amino acids)
Biological process (GO): double-strand break repair via nonhomologous end joining; telomere maintenance
Cellular component (GO): Ku70:Ku80 complex
Molecular function (GO): telomeric repeat DNA binding; double-stranded DNA binding
Source: RefSeq, a predicted model, not a curated record
CAAUCCGGCAACAUUACGUUUGUUUAAACAAUUGUGCACAAUUUCACAAUAUUAUUGUUUAUAAAUUUUUAAAACAAAGUUUAUUUGAAAUAAAUUUAAAAAAUGGCAUAUAAUAAGGAAUAUAUGAUUUUCGUUCUAGAUGUUCGUCAAAGUACUCCAGAGGAAUUUAAACAAAAAUCAAUUAAAUGCUGUUCUGAAGUUAUUAAACGCAAAAUCUGUUGUGCUAAGAAAGAUUACAUGUCUUUUGUAUUAGUGGGCACUAAACGUACCUAUAAUGAUGUAAAUACCAAUGAAUCCCACGAUGGCUAUUUAAAUAUCGUUCAAUAUGCUGGGGAAAUGGAAAUGCCAUGUUGGCAGUUGUUAAUGAAUUUUUAUCAAUUUGUCAAUGAAACGGCGGCGGAUAAAGGCGAAUGGCUGGAUGCCAUAGUGGUGGCUUUUAGCAUGUUAAAAGCUGGCUCAGAAUGUAAGAAAGUACAACGCUUGAGAAUGGUAUUGUUUUAUGAUUUUAAUGACGGUAUAAAUUCCUAUGAUUGCUUUGAAGACGUAACUAAAAGUCUAUUGGAACACAAUAUAGACUUAAUAGUGGUUUCUCCAAAUAUUGCUUAUAUUGAUAAUGAAGCCAAUAACUUUUUACCGCAAGCCAUAUUUAACUCUGACAAAAGAAGCCAACAACAAGUAGAAAAUGAAAAAUAUGCCUUGCGCUUAGUACACGAAUGCAAUGCUAAAUUAAGUAAUCCAAAGGAAGCCGAGUUUUUUAUAUCUAAAAGUGAUAACAAACGCCCUUGGACCUGGAACAGCGAACUACGUAUUGGUACAAAGAUUGCAAUUAAAAUAACGGGAAUUAUUGCAGCCAAAAAUGAAUGCACAAUAAAAUUGAAAAAAGUCUGGAAUGAAGCGGACGAAGUUCUGACACGUGAUUGGGCUUACUCUAUAGAGGGCAACAGAAUAACACCGAAUGAGGAUGAUUUAAUGGAAGGCUACAUGUUGGGUGGCACCCCAAUACCCUAUGAUGAAUCAGCGAAUGAUGAUAAAAUAAAACUACCUCCUGGUUUGACAUUUAUGGGUUUUAUACAACGCAAAUCCGUAUAUGAUGAAUAUUACAGUGGUGACACAGUUUAUAUGGUUUUACAUCGACGUGGUGAAACACGAUCGGCGAAAAUAAUCAAUGCUUUAGUGCGGGUACUGUUGAAAGCCGAUAGAGCUAUAUUGUGUUGGAAAGUGUACAGUGAAAAGUUCAAUAAACCGAGAAUGGUGAUUUUGAUGCCAAAUGAGCUCAAAGAUGACAGCCCUGCUUCGUUCUACAUGUAUGAGGUGGCUUACUACGAACAAUAUCAUUUCUUUGAGUUUCCCAAAUUAGCUUCUAAAAAAACCGAAUGCUCUGAAGAGCAAUUAAAUGCCAUUGAUAAUCUGAUCGAUAGCAUGGACUUAACACUCGACUCUAAUGAUCCUCAAAAGCCCAGAGAGACACGUCAAAAAGAUUUAUUACCAUUCGACAAUCUUCCCCAUAUUUUCGAGAAAAACUUUAUAGAUUUAAUGGAACGUAAGAUACUUUGCAAGGCCAGUGAAGAGGAUGAAUUUUUUGAUGAAAUUUUAAAAGAUAAAAAUUUUGCCGAAAUCUUCUGGAAAGUUCCCGAUCAAAUUGAGGAACAGGCCAAAGAGGCGGCAAAAGAGGUCAAAAGAUUGUUCCCCUUGAAAGUUAGUGAUGCUUGGCUGGAAAAAGCUAAAGCUGAAGAAAGAAUUAAGAUUGCGCGACUAACUCAGACAGUAGAUGAUAUGGCCUCUAUAUCGGCCAGUCAACUAUCAUUUGAUCAUGUUCGUUCUUCGACGCCAGCCGAUGACUUUGAGCAAUUACUUAAAGCCUGUGUAUUCCCAAUUAAAAAUAGUACACAGCGUGAUGUGAAAUUUAACCAUUAUGCUUCACAAAUACGUGUGGUAAUAAAAGAUCUGAUAUUUAAACCCAAAUCAUUUGGCGACAUAAAUUUGGAUAAAAUCAUUUCGGCUUUAACGGUAUAUCGUAAACGUUGUUUCAUCUUUAAUGCCUUCGAUGAUUAUAAUACUUGGAUUUCUUCGAUAAAGACCGAAGUUGUAAAUCGUCGUAUGAUAAAGUUUUGGCAUGAAGUUAUUGUACGUCAUGAAUUGGGUUUAUGCUUUAUUGGCGAGCCUUCGUUGGAUGAGCAGAUUAAGGAAAAAGAAUUUUACAGUUUGGAAUUUAGCGAUAGUGAUGUAGCACAAAUGGAAAUGAAUGAUUCUGAUAUGGAUAAUUUGCUGGCAGAUUUACCUUAAAUAAGAUUUUUUUUAAUAUACAUAUUUAUCUUUAUACAUUAAAUAAAAUUUUAUAAUUGUUA